Messenger RNA from Nothobranchius furzeri (turquoise killifish), 2380 nucleotides. RefSeq lists its product as uncharacterized. NCBI's taxonomy places the organism in Eukaryota, Metazoa, Chordata, Actinopteri, Cyprinodontiformes, Nothobranchiidae. The record is from RefSeq and is a predicted model, not a curated record.
AAUAAACAAAGAAAGAACUGAAAGCACAGGAAGGCUGACGUGGGCCGUGUGGAGGAAGGAAACCAGCUGAAAACAAGGAACGCCUUCAUAGGACACUCACACACAGCCUGAGCCUGAGGUGAAACGGGCCGCUCCAAAAAGUUUCAGUCGGGUUAGAAACAACUUCUCAGGAUGUAACAGAAAGGGCUUCAGAGGUGUUAAUUUAUUUAAAGCCAUAAAUCUACUCGCAGACUGAACCGCGCUGCAAUUUAAACCCGAGACGACGGCGUGGAAGACUCUUCUGCACUUCCCAUCGCGGCGCGCCUGCAGCCCGAGUGCACAGGAAAUGGCGAGCUGCUGCUGAGGUCGUGGACACAUUCCCUUUCUCUGCUGUCUCUCUGCACCAGCGGGUGUUAUGGAUCUGCUGGGUUUCAUGUGCUGGACAGUUGCCCCACUGCUACUCUUGUUGCCGUGUGGGUCUCAGUGCAUGACGGUGCACGUCAUCAAUGAGCAGCCUGUGUAUAUAAUCCCUGGCUCCACUCUGGAUCUCAAAGCCCGAAUCAGGAUGAGUCCCCUGGAGGAGAUCUCCAUGGUAACCUGGGAACGGGAGCCCGAAACCGGGUUUGACCCGGUGAGAGUGACACUGGCCACAUGCAGCGGUGGCGUCCUGAAGUGCGCCGGUACAAGGCCAAACGUCCGUGUGAACACAGAGCAGCAGGAGACGACACUUCAGAUUAAUGGAUUCAGCAGAGCAGACAGCGGCGAGUACUCGGUGACUGUGACGGAUCGCACAGGAGCCAAUACCUCUGCACACUGCAUCGUCAGGGAAUACGAGGCAGUUCAUCAUGUCUCCGUCAGCAUCAACGUGUCUCACUCCUUGCUGGUUUGCAGCGAGGCGUGGGGGACAGACCCCAUUUUCAGCUGGCUUUAUGAAGGAGGCGCCAUCACGCAGACGGUCGGACGAGUCUCCGCCGAUGGGACAACAUUGUCUGUGUCUCUUUCACCCAUUUGCGGCCACUUCACCUGUGUGGUUAGGAACAAGCUGGGUGACAGCUCAGCCACCUACAUGGCAGCACCCUGCAAAUCCGAGGGCAGAGGGAUGACAGUGGCUGUUGUCUGUCCUGUCCUCUUGCUGCUGCUGCUGCUGUGUGGAGGUGUGCUGGCAUUUCUUCUGUGGAGGAGACGCAAGCACAAUAACAGGGGAGAAAGGCUGCACGAACACGUGGAUGACACCAUCUGAGAGGGAAGGCCUAAGCUGCUGCUAAGAGGUCUCAGAGUAAAACUCGUAACGGACGCGACCUUCCUGUCCUCGGAGCAGUGUGACCCUACAUUGUAUUGGCACCAUUUGAAGUGUGAAUUGAUUUCUGACAAAUAAAAAAAAAUAUUUGUAUUCAGAGUUAGAUGUUCGACAUGAGGAGACAGCGGCGACCUUAUACUGCCUCCUGCUGGACGCCGAAUGAAACUAAAAAGUCAGCUCAGAAAUGUUGAUGCAUUAUGUGAUAAAACAUAAAUAUCUGGAAUUGUAUUCUUAAAUAUUUAGUAUUGUUUCUUGUGUUAAGGUGUCUGUCUAUACGUAUAUGUGCUAAACCUUUCAUCUAUAAGUGUUAUAAACUGGAUUUGAAGUAAUAAAUGUACAAAUACAACAGGUGUUGAGGCAAUGUGCAAGACAUUUUACAUGAUGGGUCUUUAAGGAAAAUAUUUUUAUCUAUUUUUCUAGAUCUAGACCAAAAAUGUCAGUUUUUUAUGAAAAAAAAAAUACUGUCAUGUUCUGUGUCCCCUUGGUCCCCAGCCCCCUCCUGAUUGUCCUCUGUGUUCUCCUCAUGUUCCUCCUGGUGUUUUCCAGCUUCUCAAGUCUCUCCAGUCACCCCUCUAUAGUUUUAUUAUCUAUAGGUUCAGCUUUUCAUUUUGUUUGUUCCCUUUAGUGUUUGUGUCCUUCCCCACUUGUUAAUUAGUCUUCCUUACGCCUCUUGUCAUUAGUUGUUUAUCUUGGCCCUUAGUUUCCAGGUUUAGUUAUGUAGUGUUUUUAUAGGUUAUGUUAUCUUCCCCUCUGCUUGGUUUUCCCUUCCCAUGUACUUAAUUGAUUUCACCUGUCACCUGUUCCCCUGAUUGCUUUCCACUGUGUUAAAAGCCUGGCUUGUCCUUCAGUGUUUGUUGGGUCAUUGUCUUAUGUGUUGCAUUGUUCGUUCCCCUCUCGAGUAUCUCCUAGUUCCUGCUCGUGUGUGAGCUUAGUUAAUUUAGAGCUUUCAAGUUUCUUUUGUUUAGUUUUUUUUUUUGAGUAUCAGUCUUAUUUUGUGCUUUGGACUUUUCAGCACAUCCUCCUUAAAUAAAGGACUUGUUUUUCUUAAAACCUCUCCUGCCUUUGAGUCGUUCUGGGUACUUCUGCAUCCUGGGUCCAACCUCC